AAAUAAAAAAAUUACGCAAAUAAAUGAUGUGAUGGUUUUGAAAUUCACGCAAAAAUCAUAUAUAUAUUUAAAGUAAAUUAUCUGACCUCAUCAGAGUACUCUAUUGUACCUAAACUAGUAAAGUAAACAUCAAUUCAGUAUUUACACACUUUCUAUUUGUGUCGAUUUCUUCUUCUUCUUCUUCUUCUUCUUCGCUUGGUUCUCAGCCUGCAGCGAAGCAUAUGCCAAGAUCAUAAUUGGUGUUGCUAAGCUGAGGGUUUCUUGAUGGGGGGUGUUUUGAGUUUAGCUAGUCCCAAAUGCAGAACAAGCGACUAUAAUGAGGUGUUAAAUAAUGGAAGCUGCAAGAGGCAAAAGACAUCCCCAAUUUUUUAUGAUGAGGAAGGCCCAAGAUUGAUUCCAUGUCUUCCUGAUGAGUUAUCAAUCCAGAUUCUUGCUAGAAUUCCCAGAUAUUGCUACUUUAAUCUGAGUUUGGUGUCACGCAAGUGGAAGGAAACGUUUGAGAGUGCUGAGCUGUUCAAAGUUAGAAAAGAUUUUGGGUUAACGGAAGAAUGGCUGUUUGUAUUGAUAAAGGAUAAAGCAGAUAAAUUAUCAUGGCAUGCUUUGGACCCGUUGUCAAGAAAUUGGCAGAGAUUGCCUCCAAUGCCAAAUGUUGUUUGCGCAGACAAAUCUAAAAGGGGACUUUCUGGGUUUUGGUUGUGGAAUGUAGUUGGGCCAGGCAUAAAAAUUGCUGAAGUCAUAAGGAGUUGGCUGGGGCAAAAGGAUACGCUGGAUCAAAUGCCAUUUGGUGGUUGUUCCGUUGGUGCUGUUGAUGGAUGCCUCUAUGUGCUUGGUGGGUUCUCUGGAGCUACCACCGUGAGAUGUGUCUGGCGGUUCGAUCCAAUCUCAAACAAAUGGAGCAAAAUGGCUUGCAUGUCUACGGGUAGAGCUUACUGUAAGACAAGCAUUUUAAAUAACAAGCUAUAUGUUGUUGGGGGGGUUAGUCAGGGCCAAGGGAGACUGGCUCCUCUUCAAUCCGCUGAAGUUUUUGACCCAUGCAAGGGUACAUGGUCUGAUGUCCCAAGCAUGCCAUUCUCAAGAGCUCAAUUAGUGCCCACUGCCUAUUUGUCUGACAUGCUAAAGCCUAUUGCCACCGGGAUGACUUCCUACAUGGGAAGAUUAUUCGUGCCUCAGAGUUUAUACUCAUGGCCCUUCAUUGUUGAUGUUGGUGGGGAAAUAUAUGAUCCUGAAACAAAUUCAUGGGCUGAAAUGCCAACUGGCAUGGGAGAAGGUUGGCCUGCACGGCAGGCAGGUACGAAAUUGAGCGUGGUGGUAGAUGGUGAAUUAUAUGCAUUUGAUCCGUCUACUUCUGCAGACAGUGGUAAGAUCAAGGUAUAUGAUCACAAAGAAGAUACAUGGAAAGUUGUCAUUGGGAAAGUCCCUGUUGCUGAUUUUACAGAAUCGGAAUCUCCAUAUCUGCUCACAGGUUUUCAUGGAAAGAUUCAUGUCCUCACAAAAGACGCCAAUCAGAACAUUGCAGUUAUGCAGGCUGACGUGCAAGAUGUUUUGGGUUCCCCAUUGAACUCAACUUCUGUUUCUUCUCAGUCCUUGCAUGAGCAUUCUGACUCAUCGGAAACAGUUGUUUGGAAGGUCAUAGCCAGUAAAGAUUUUGGGUCUGCUGAACUUGUAAGUUGUCAGGUUCUUGAUAUAUAGGGCUACUUUGAUUAGUGUUUUAUUUAAGAUACUGAUUUGUCUUAGAACCUGCACAAGUGACCAAGUACUAGAAAUUGGAAUUCGGUGUCUGCCCAUCAAGAUUGCUUCCAAUUGUAUUCGUGUUCUUAGAACUUGAAGUAAAUUUCAUGAUCUGUUUGAAUUGCCUGACAAGAAAGGUAUCCUGAUGUUUGCGAACUAAAGGUGUGGUAUAUAUGAAGAAGACGUCAACCAGCCUGUCGUGUGUCAUUUUCAAUUUUA
Messenger RNA from Populus euphratica (Euphrates poplar), 1947 nucleotides. RefSeq names its product F-box/kelch-repeat protein At1g22040-like. The record is from RefSeq and is a predicted model, not a curated record. Bases 265 to 1689 code for a protein of 474 amino acids. The transcript has 2 exons. NCBI's taxonomy places the organism in Eukaryota, Viridiplantae, Streptophyta, Magnoliopsida, Malpighiales, Salicaceae. Gene Ontology annotation, molecular function: protein binding.